AUGAAGGAGCAAGAACGUGAGUGGGUGGAAUCAAAGCGGAUAGUGUCAGUCUCGGAAGCAAGUUCUACUGAUGAUGACCAAGGAUCCAGUACUGACAGUGACCAAAGUUCUUCAUCAGGUCAGGACUUACCCAAAACACCCUCGAAAGCUCAACCCACUGGUCAAAAGAUCACUAUUGAUAAUAUUGAUUACUCCCAAGAGGUUCAUCAUAUGACCCAAGCUCACCAGACAAUAGAUAAACACUACUUGACUGUUUGUGCCACUGAAAACCGAGUUAGUGGUAAUCAUUUAUGCACUAAUCAGCCAGAUGGUACUAAGCUCGAAAGUCUCGAGAAUGGAAAAUGUAUUCCAAGUUCUAAGGAACAAAUUCUGCAAAGAGAAGAUUAUAUAAAACUUACAGAAAGAGCCCUUGUGAAGAAUCUUCCUGGUCUGGAAUCAUUCAAAGAUGUGGUUGUAACCCAUAUUCCUCAUAUGUACAGUAAAGAAGCCAAACAACCUACACAAUCAGUAAGCAAUUAUAAUACUUACAGUACUAGCAGUUUAUUAGCCUGA
Molecule: messenger RNA, 552 nt
Organism: Paramuricea clavata
Lineage: Eukaryota; Metazoa; Cnidaria; Anthozoa; Malacalcyonacea; Plexauridae
Source: the annotation of a GenBank genome assembly